Messenger RNA from Mugil cephalus (flathead mullet), 4176 nucleotides. Its product is annotated as protein NLRC3-like. The coding region runs from base 59 to 3109 and encodes 1016 amino acids. Lineage: Eukaryota; Metazoa; Chordata; Actinopteri; Mugiliformes; Mugilidae. Gene Ontology annotation, molecular function: protein binding. The record is from RefSeq and is a predicted model, not a curated record. The transcript has 8 exons.
GAACCAGGAGAGACCAGACUCACCUGUAACUGGAGUUUCCUUCAGGAGUGAUCGAUCUAUGAGUGAACCCAUAGCAUUUAAAGAUGGACACCACCCUGACCAGCAAAUUUCUGGUCCAGAACCUCCCCUGACUUCCCAGAAACGUCUGAAUUCCAUUUUCAGGGAGCUGGAGGAGGAGCAGAAACAGGAGCUGAACAGGCUCAAGAAACUACUGGAUCCAGAAUCUUCAGGAGACUCAGAGAACCUGAGAGAGGAUGCUGGAGAAGAAGAGCAGAGAAGCAGCGACAGAGAUGCAGUCAUAAAUAUCGCAGUGAGCUUCUUGAGGAGAAGGAACCACGAGCAGCUGGCCAACAUUCUGCAGAGGAAAACUCGUGUUCCAGUUUGUCAAGGUAAAUUGAAGUCCAGCCUGAAGAGGAAGUUUCAGUGUGUGUUUGAGGGAAUAGCCCGAGCAGGAAACCCAACGCUUCUCAGUCAGAUCUACACAGAGCUCUACAUCACUGAGGGUGAGAGUAAAGAAGUCAAUGAUCAACAUGAGGUCCGACAGAUAGAAGCAGCCUCUGGGAAACAUGCAAGAUCAGCAACCACAGUCAAAUGUGAAGAUUUAUUUAAACCUUUACCUGGAAGGAAUGAGCCAGUCAGGACAGUGAUGACAAAGGGAGUAGCUGGAAUUGGUAAAUCAGUCUUAACACAGAAGUUCACUCUGGACUGGGCUGAAGACAAAUCCAACAACAACAUACAGCUUAUCUUCCCAUUCACGUUCAGAGAGCUCAGUUUAUUGAAAAAAAAAAAGUUCAACUUGGUGGAACUUGUUCAUCACUUUUUUACUGAUCUCAAGGAACCAGGGAUAUGCAGUUUAGAAAAGUUUGAGGUUGUGUUCAUCUUUGAUGGUCUGGAUGAGUGUCGACUUUCUCUGGACUUCCACAACACUGAGAUCCUGACUGAUGUUACAGAGUCCACCUCAGUUGAUGUGCUGCUGACAAACCUCAUCAGGGGGAAACUGCUUCCAUCUGCUCACCUCUGGAUAACCACACGACCUGCAGCAGCCAAUAGGAUUCCUCCUGAGUGUGUUGACAUGGUGACAGAGGUCGCAGGGUUCACCCACCAACAGAAGGAGAAGUACUUCAGGAAGAGAUUCACAGAUGAGAAGCAGGCCAGCAGGAUCAUCUCCCACAUUGGGACAUCACGAUACCUCCACAGCAUGUGCCACAUCCCAGUCUUCUGCUGGAUCACUGCUACAGUUCUGGAUCACACCCUGACGACCAAAGACAAAUCAGAGCUGCCCAAGACCCUGACUGAGAUGUACAUCCACUUCCUGGUGGUGCAGACCAAACUGAGUAAUGUAAAGUACCACAAAGAAGCUGAAAGAGAUAAAGUCUGGAACAAAAACACCAAGAAGACCAUUCUUGCUUUGGGGAAACUGGCUUUUAAGCAUCUGUAUAAAAGAAACUUGAUCUUCUAUGAAGGAGACCUGAAAGACUGUGACAUUAACAUAACGUCUGCCUCAGUCUACUCAGGACUGUUCACAGAGAUCUUCAAAGAAGAGAGUGGGAUAACCCAGGAGAAGGUCUUUUCCUUUGUCCAUCAGAGCAUUCAAGAGUUUUUGGCUGCACUCUACGUCUUUGUGAUGAUCAUCAACACUGGUAAAGACAUGAUAAGAGGAAGGAAGCUUGCAUUACCAUUUGAAACUAAGCUAAAAAAACUCUACCAGAGGGCAGUGGAAAAUUCUCUACAGAGUCCCAAUGGACACCUGGACUUAUUUGUCCGCUUCCUCCUGGGCCUUUCACUGGAUACUAAUCAGACUCUCCUACGAGGUCUGCUGACAAAGACAGCAAGUAAACCACAGGUCAAAGAAAUACUGGUGCAGUAUAUCAAGAAGAUAAUCAAGGAAAAUCCCCCUCCAGAGAGAAGCAUUAAUCUGUUUCACUGCCUGAAUGAACUGAAUGAUCAUACUUUAGAGGAGGAGAUCCAACAGAGUCUGAGAUCAGGAAGUUUCUUUGAAAACAAACCAACUCCCUCUCAGUGGUCAGCACUCAGCUUCAUCUUACUGUCAUCACAAAAAGAUUUGGAUGUGUUUGACAUGAACAAAUUCCCAGCUUCAAAUGAAUUACUUCAGUGGCUGCUGCCAGCAGUUAAAGGAUACAAAACGUGUCUGCUCAGUGACUGCAACCUCUCAUGGAGUAGCUGUGAAGUUCUAGUCCCAGUUUUAACCUCCAAGAACUCAAGUCUGAUAGAGUUGGACCUGAGCAACAAUGACCUGCAAAAUGAGGGAGUAAAGCUGCUCUCAGAUGGACUCCAGAGUCCAGAGUGUAAACUGGAGAUUCUCAGGUUGUCAGGCUGUUUGAUCACAGAGGAAGGCUGUAAUUUUCUGGCCUCUGCUCUGACUUCAAAUCCUUCCUAUCUGAGAGAACUGGACCUGAGCUACAAUCCUCUAGAAGAAUCUGAUCUGAUGCAAUUGUCUGUUAAACUGCAGGACCCAAACUGGAAACUGGAAAUUCUCAAUACUGAUCAUUGUGGAAAUAUCAGAUUGAGACCAUCCCUCUUCAAGUACUUCUCUGAACUAGAACUGGACCCAAACACAGCACACAGAAACCUCUUACUGUCUGAAAACAACAAAGAAGUGAAGGUGGUGAAAGAGAAGCAGCCGUAUCCUGAUCAUCAAGAGAGAUUUGACGAAUGGAAGCAGCUGCUGUGCACUGAAGGUCUGACUGGACGUUGUUACUGGGAGGUCCAGUGGAGAGGAAGGGUUUGGAUAGGAGUGACAUACAAAGGCAUCAGAAAGAAGGGAACUAGAGACAACUGCUGUAUUGGAUGGAAUGAUCAGUCCUGGUGUGUGUCCUGCACACCUCAGGGUUUCACUGCCUGGCACAAUAAGACAUCAACAGUCAUUAACACACCCCUACACACUGACUCCAACCGGGUAGCAGUGUAUCUGGACUGGAAGGCUGGAACUCUGUCCUUCUACUCUCUCCCCUCCAGAAGCUCCUCCAAUAGACGGAUCCACCUCCACACCUUCCACUCCACAUUCACCCAACUCCUCUACCCUGCUGUUGGUUUUGGACAAAGACAUGAGGAUGGUACAGAGUCUUCAGUUACUCUGACUCUGAUUUAAGAAAGAAUGUUACCUCCUUGUCUCACAGGACACUGAGAUCAGCAUAUCUGAGCUGUAAUAGACUUGAAACUUUUAAAGACAAAUCUCAGCUUCACCUCUUCAACAGAGCCCACAACACAACAAGAAGCAGAGUUCAAUAUUUAUCUGCAUAUUUGCACUCUUGAAGAUUUGAUACUCGCCUAAUUUAUUAUGCUAUAUAUAUAAUAAUCUAUAUUUUUCUUUGUCAUCCUGUUGAAAAAAAUAAAAAUCAGCCUUUGUCUGUUGUCUGUUGUAGUUACGAUGCAUGGGGAAAGACAUUGGUUGCGAAACCUCAAAGGCAAAAACUUUUACAGAGAAGAAGGCUGCACAUCAACAAUUCGUUGGUGAAUUUCAUAGAAAAGACUUCAGAGUUAAACAACUUUGUUCUUUUUGUUUUUCUUCCUAGCAACAUUAUCCUAUCAUAUAACAAGCUGUGAAUUACUAUUAGUACUGUUCUUGAUUUACAUAGCCUAUACAUGUGUUAUAUGUAUAUCAGUAUUGAUAAACUUGUGUGUUUAUGUUCAGUUUUGUUGACACUGACCUUGUUGCUGUGGUUGAAGAGUGUGAGGUUUUUUUGUCCUUGAUGUCAGUUAAUGCACCAUGCCAGACAAUAGUUACAGUAGAGUGGAGAGUUUGCCGAGUGAGAUCCGCAUAUCAGCGUCAAACUGACAGUGUUUAUAGCGUUGACAUAGGCGAUGGCCGACAAUAACGGCAAUUAGUGGCACCAGUAUCUGGUUCUUACAGAAACAAGUCAAGCACGUUUCUUAGGGGUUUUACCCACAGAGUUUCCUACUUACACCUCAACUUCCCACCAGUCUUCCAGAACUGAAGAAGCUACUCGAAUCCGAACUCGCCUGUUGAAUUACCAUGACCUGGAUGACUGAGAACCUUUACAGUCAGAAUCUUCAAUAAACUUGCAGAAAAACCUCCUUAGUUUCCUUUGUGUGAGACACUACAAAAUGUAUUUGGUUCGAUUUUCACCACAUAUUACUUCAUGUUGACCUUUUCUCCAAAAGAUCUCAAAGGACGACAGGUUAAAAACAAAGUAA